Ceutorhynchus assimilis (cabbage seed weevil) is the source of this 4052-nucleotide messenger RNA. The record is from the annotation of a GenBank genome assembly. NCBI's taxonomy places the organism in Eukaryota, Metazoa, Arthropoda, Insecta, Coleoptera, Curculionidae.
AACGAGGAGUAUUCUGGGAAGCGUGCGCUAUAUUCGUUUGCGCCGUCCGGAGAUCGUCCUUUUUCUUUUCCCGUUUUUGAUUUUGGUCCUUCGAGCCGUAUAUUUUUGCGGAGGGUGAAGUGAUUUUUUGACUAUGUUAGAAUGUACCUGUGUUUAGUGUGUCUGAAUGAAUAGGCGGGUGUCGUGAAAGUGCAAUAUUUUUUUUGUCGGUAAAAGUUAGUGCUCGCAAAUGGAUUACCUUCUUUGGCACGUUCUUGCAAUGACGAAGUUUAACUAAAAAUUGAUUUGAAGUUUAAAGUCCUGAUCGACGAAAAUGCACACUCCCGAAGGAACGCUAGAAAGGGGGGUGGCACCCCCGAAUUCCGCGCCUGCUGUUGUAAUCAAAAUGGAGGGAAACAAUGAUCAAGUUCUGAUACCUCAUGUGAUGUCGUUACCGGGACAAGAUGAAUGUGAUAAUAUUAUGGCAGAAAGCUUGGGACGGAUAGACGAACUCGGCAAUCUUCAAAAACUGGCUGAAUCCAGCGUGGUCAACGUACCCGGUGCCAUACAGGACAGUUCUCCAGAUACGCCUCAGCCCAACGUUUACGACCUGAAACAGGGCUGGAUAAAUGGCAUUUUUGGCUGUCUCAGGCCUGUAUUGGGCAUUAUUGGCAAGACUGUCGUCGACACUAGACCGGGACAAGAUGAUUGGGAGAUACCAUUCGAAAAAAUCACGGAUCUUCAAUUCAUCAGCUCCGGUGGCCAGGGAGCCGUUUUUUCUGGAUACCUAAACAACGAUCUUGUGGCCAUCAAAAAAGUGUCCGAACUCAAAGACACCGACAUUGCGAACCUGCGGAAACUCAACCAUCCAAACAUAGUCAAAUUUCAAGGCGUUUGCACUCAAGAACCGUGUUUUUGCAUUGUAAUGGAAUUUUGUCCUUACGGUUCCCUCUUCAAUCUGCUCAAAAACCAGAAAAACGUGGUGACCAUCAACCGAGUGGUCACGUGGGCCAAGCAAAUAGCUAGUGGUAUGCACUAUUUGCACGUGCACAAAAUCAUCCAUAGGGAUUUAAAGUCACCAAACGUACUUAUUGGUGACGACGAAAUAAUCAAAAUCAGUGAUUUCGGCACUUCGAAAACCUGGAAUGGGGUGAGCGAAAAAAUGACUUUUGCCGGCACCGUGGCCUGGAUGGCACCGGAAGCUAUACAAGAAGUUGCUUGUAGUGAAAAAGUGGAUAUUUGGUCUUUUGGAGUGGUAUUGUGGGAAUUGUUAACUUGCGAAGUACCUUAUGAUGGAAUGGAACAAAGUGCAAUAAUGUAUUCGGUGGGAUGUGGCAAAUUGAAACCUCCGAUUCCCAGCACUUGCCCUGACGGUUUCAAGCUGAUCCUGCAAAUGUGCUGGAAACAAAACCCCAAAGAACGACCGAGUUUCAAGCUGAUCUGCAAUCAUUUAGAAAUAGCGGCCGUUGAAAUAAUGACGAAAUUCAAAGACGAUCAAUUUUUCAAGACUCAAGAAUCGUGGAAAGCGGAAAUCAAAAGCCAAAUCACACAGUUUGUGGAGCAGAUGAAGCAACAUAAAAUCGAGUAUCAUUUGAAAGAGGAACAACUGAUCAAACGGCGAGAGAUGGAACUCAAACAUAUAUUGGACAUUAGGGAAUUGUUAGACCGAAAACUAGAAAUGAUUCAUCAAGUUCACGCUGAACUAACUGGCAUGGUGCACAGAGAGAGAGCCAAAAUGUCUGAAGUAUUUAAUUUGGAAAGAAAAGGGGACAGACGAAGACGUUUUUUGAAUUGGAAAAAGGAUAGAAGGCCUCGGACGAGCAAUAAUCAAAGUACUACUCCCACAAGUCCAGAUUGUAGCCUGACAAGUCCUGAAAGUUCCCAUUGCGCUAUUGCCAAAGCGUCUUUGUAUACAACUAUAAAUCCUGCCACAGAAACUAUUACUACUCAAACAUCGACCGGUUCCUACAGAAAGCGGCAUCAUAGGAACAACUCUGGAUCACCAAGGAGUUCAGGGUUUGGUUCUAGAGCUUCUAGCUGUAGGGCAUCAGUAGUUGUAGAUGCUGAAACUCAAACAGAUUGUAUGGAUUUGAGCGAAAACGAUUUGAGUAGCCCGACAAUAAGUUGCAACAACACUUUUGUGCCUCACAAUACUGCUUUGCCAACUGUCUACCCUCAAAGAGUAAUUUUGCAAGAAUUUAGAAGUGUGACUGACGAUGAAGGCCAAAACGGCAACAGUGUGCAAUUGCAUUAUUUGAUGCAGCACUCACAACCCAGUAUUCCAGUGUUCACAAAAUUAGACUCGAGAGGCACUAGUCCGAUAAUAUUCGACAGGGUAGAGGAUACGGUGAAUCGAAACUUGAACCCACUGGAGGUAUCCAGCGAAGAAAAUCUAGAGGCCAUCAGCAGGAAAGUGUCAGCUAUUGCCAUCUACAGCCCAGAAAAUGGUAAUAUCGCCGAAAAUUUGGAGGAGAUUAUUCGGAAACGGACGAGAUCCGAAACUAGGGAAGUGCUGGAUAGGGACAGCACUGAAGAUGCGGCUAAUGAGGAUAGUUUUACGGACGAAGAGGGGGAAAUUUAUAACCAAUCUUUGAAGAGAAGAAGCAACCCUGCAAAGGAAAAUGUAAAACAGAGUUUGGCUCGUAGACCAAUCUACCCAGGACGUCGCUCCAAACGCUACAGCGCAAUCUACCGAUACGAUCAACGCGAAAUGCCUUCGGACGAAGGAAACACCUCAGAAUACUCAGUUUCGCCCUCCAGCAAAUCUUCGACGCUCGAAUCGAAUCCUGGCGAUCGUUCCCGCACGUCUCCAAUCAUCCCCCGAGUCCAUACCGAAGGUAUCAGAACGUCCUCGAAACGACCGAAUUCGGAUACUUCUGAUUCGGACUCGGACGAGAACACAAUGGAGACUGUAGUGACUCAGAUUCGGUUCUGAUUCGCUUUUUGAGAAUUUUUUUUAGCGAGCCUUUAGGAGAUUUAGUGUGAUCGUUAAAAGCAUGGAUGUGAUUUUUUUUUUCGUAGUGUAGCUUAUUUUGUUAAGUUUUUUUUUAAAGUUAAUUUACGUUUACCUACACGUAGUGCUAUAAUAUGCAAUAAGAAUAUUAUGUAUGUAUUAGCAGAAGACAUUCCAUUUUGACUGGUUGAAAUUUAUACCAAAUUUGCUAUUAUUGUAUUGUAUGAAGAUUAUUUUUUUAUAAAUAUUUAAUUAUUAGUGCAAUUUUUUUUUGUAAAUAAUAUGCAAUAUUUGCAUGUAUUUUUAUUGUAGUCUAAAUGAGUGUAUUCUUAAUGCAACUCUGAGAACUGUUUCAGUAUUUAAUUCAAAUUGUUUUUCAUGAAACUCUCGUUUAAACUUAAGCAAAAAGAAUACACUGAAAACAUUGUCAUGACACUUUUUUUUUAGUCUAACACUGAAAGUUUGAAAUAAUAAGACUUGUAACAAUUAAAUUUGGCCAUACUAUACUGAUGUUUUAUAGGCCUGCUGAAAUAUUUAUUUUCCGAAUGUUUUAUUAACUAGAACUUGAAAAACAAAGGCCUUACUAGUAGAGAAUUUGAUUGCUUUUUAUACGUCAAAGAAACUUGAAUGUUACGCCUGAAAGUAGUUAAUUUGAGAUUGAAUAUUUUCAAUUGUAGCAAACACUUGAAGCAGUAAAGAGUCUCUUUUGAUAGAGAAAAACAAUAAUAUAUUCUUAUAAAAAAAAAAUGUAUUCUAAUACAUACAGGAAGAUAGGUAAAAAGAAAUUAUCCUGUCUGUAAAAAUUGUUCUUGUCAAUUCAUUGUUUAGAAAUUUUUUAUCUUGUUCGUCCUAUUGUUUUUAUUUGUGAUUUCUAUCAUUCCGUCUAUACGAAAAGUUUUAAGUUUUAUUUUAUUAAUUUAUUGCCGCAUAUUGGUUAUUAUAUUGUACUUAUUAUUGACAUUCCAUUGUAUCGUUUUUAUAAUAUAUAUGAAACCUGAUUUGUUGUUCUUAGACAUAAUCUUUUUUCUGCUGUAAGAAUAAAUUGUGGCAAAUAUACUUAGUUAAAAUAAAUUUUUUAUUUUAUUUUAUCUGACAUAUUCUAGAAGGAUUUUGGUAUAUA